Staurois parvus is the source of this 355-nucleotide messenger RNA. Lineage: Eukaryota; Metazoa; Chordata; Amphibia; Anura; Ranidae. The record is from the annotation of a GenBank genome assembly.
UCAUGCUGCUGCCAAGUCCAGAGUCUCUCAUGGGUCCCUGUUACGGGUUCCCCAUUGCUGCUGUCUCCAUCGCCACACUCUGCCAUGUGCCACUUUCAGGUCUCCUCACACUGCUGGUGUGUUGUGAAUUUUUUGACAUAGGGUGCUGGCAGAUUACGGGCCUCCCAUAGCUGCUGCCAGGCCCUAAUCUGCCAUGGGCCCCUAUGCCGCCUACCUCAUGCUGCUGCCAAGUCCAGAGUCUGUCAUGGGUCCCUGUACGGCCUCCCAUUGCUGCUGUCUCCAUCGCCACACUUAGCCAUGUGCCACUUUCAGGUCCUCCUCACACACUGCUGAUGUGUUUGUUCCAUUUUUUGUC